GGCCGUUCGUAUAUCUUCUUAGGAGAAAUGUCUAUUCAAGUCCUCUGCUCAUUUCUAAAUUGGGUUGUUGGUUUUUGUUGUGGAGUUGUAGUUCUUUUAUACAUUCUGCAUAUUAAACCCUUAUCAGAUAUAAGUGACCAAAUAUUUCUCCCGUUAUGUAGGCUUUUUCUUCACUUUCUUGAUAAAGUCCUUUGAUGUACAAAAGAUUUUAAUUUUGAUGUCUAAUUUGUCUAUUUCAGUUUUUGUUGUUCAUGCUUUUGGUGUCAUAUCUAAGAAUUCAUUGUCAAAACAAGGUCUUGAAUCUUUACCUGUGUGUUUUCUUCUAAAAGUUCUAUGAUUUUAGUUCUUUUAUUUAGUUUGCUGCUCCAUUUUGAGUUAAAUUUCAUAUGUGGUGUGAGGUAUGGAUCCACAUUCUUUGCAUGUGGAGAUCCAGUUGUCCCAGCAACUUUUGUUGAAGAUACUAUUUUUAACAUAUCCAAACUCCAUGAGAGACCAAAUUACUGGGCUGUGGGGACCAUGGUCUUGGGGAACAUCUAGCUCAGUUGGCAUAACAUAGUUUAUAAAGGAAAUAGUCUACAUUCUACUGUGGUGAGUAGAGUCUAGGGUCUUAGAAGCUUGUGAGAAACCAUCUAAGAUACUCCACUGGUCCCACCCCAUCUGGAGCAAGGAAGAAUGAAGAAAAGCAAAGACACAAGGGAAAGAUUAGUCCGAAGGACUAAUGGACCAUAAUUACCACAGCCUCCACCAGACCGAGUCCAGCACAACUAGAUGGUGCCUGGCUACCACUACUGACUGCUCUGACAGGGGUCUCUAUAGAGGGCCCCAGACAGUGCUGGAGAAAAAUGAAGAACAAAAUUCUAACUCAUAGGAAAAAAAAACAAAACCAGACUUAAUAAUCUGACAGAUACUAGAGAAACCCCAAGAGUAUGGCCCCCCAGACACUCUUAUAGCUCACUACUAACGUCACUCCUGAGUUUCAUCCUUCAGCCACAGAUUAGACAGGCCCAUAAAACAAAAUGAGACUAAAUGGGCACACCAGCUGAGGAGCAAGGAUGAGAAGGCAGGAGGGGACAGGAAAGCUGGUAAUGGGGAACCCAAGGUUGAGAAGGGGAGAGUGUUGACAUGUUGUGGGGUUGGCAUACAAUGUCACAAAACAAUAUGUAUAUUAAUUAAUAAGAAACUAGUUUGCUCUGUAAACCUUCAUCUAAAGUACAAUUUUAAAAAAAUAUUUAAAAGAUGCUAUUCUUUUCCCAUUGAAUAGACUUAGCAUCUUUGUCAAAAAUCAAUUGACCAUGGGUGUAUGAGUUUGUUCCUGGUCUGCUAGCUCUGUUUCAUUGGUCUAUAUGUCUAUCUUUAUACAAAUACCAGACUUUUUUGAUUACUGUAGCUUUAUAGUAAGUUUUUAGGUCUUCUGAAUCUUGGUCCUGUGUCUUUCUAGCUAAUUAGGAUCUCCUAGUUCUUUGAUGGCUUUUCUGGGUCCUUAAUAUUCCUCACAUCUGGGUAAGCCCUGUUUAUCUAGUCGCAGACAGAUUGUGACAAGUGCACAAACCAACAUGAGCAACUCCCUGAUUUUGACCAGAUGAUAGUGUUCCAUGAUAAACAAAUCAUAUAUGUUUUCUUUACACAUAUGUAUCAGGGAGUUGUUAACUUGGACUUCAAAAAUAUCUGGAAAUGUUCAAGUCAGAGUUGGUAGUUUUCCUUUUUAGGUGAAUGAACAUUAUAUUUUAAUAGUUUUUUUUGCCAGUUACUAAAAAGUACUAAAUAUUUGUUUUAUUUAAAAUAUUUUUACCCAUUAGAAUCUUCAGCAAAUGUCAAUUAUAUCUUUCCAGUAACUUUUCCAAUCGUUGAGUAAUAUCAAAUUCUGAAUAUUUUCAAUAAAGAGUUGCUUUUCCAGCUGCUGGGUAAUAUGACAUAUUUUGAGAAGAUUGUUUCUGCAGCUGUUCAGCUAUUCUUUUCAUUCUAAUUUCAGGCUUUUAAGUUUAACUGGAUGGGCUCAGUAGUCCCACAUCGCAAAUCAAGUGAAAGGUUGAAUUAUCAUUGAGCAUUUCUUGAUAAUGUACACCAUAUUUCAAAUAAUGAAAUAAUGAAUUUUGGACACAAUGAUGUGUUUAAGUUGAUUUUUGAUACGUGUAAAUUAUUCUUGUUUGUGUACCUUAUUAAGUCUUCAUAUUCGAGUUGUCGAUUGAAACUAGCAUCAUUAGUUAAACACAGUAAGGACCGGGCCCACAAGAGUCCCUUGAAGGAUUAUGACAUAAUCACCAACAUUAAAUUUAGCUACACGGCCAUGAUAGAUAUAAAUUUAAACAGUUCCUAUGACAUAUAAAGUUCCCCAAAGCCAUAUCACAUGGAAGCUUAUAAGUGUCACAUAAAGCCUUCCAUGUAAAUAACGUUUACAUUUUACAUGUCUUGUCACAUGUUUAUGUGAAGGAGGAUAAAAGAUAUUGUAUAUUAUAUAUGGAAACCCUGGUGGAGUAGUGGUUAAUUGCUACAGCUGCUAACCAAAAGGUCGGCAGUUCGAAUUCGCUAGGCCCUCCUUGGAAACUUUAUAGGGCAGUUCUACUCUGUCCUAUAGGGUUGCUAUGAGUCGGAAUCAACGGCAGUGGGUUUGGUUUGGUAGGUUUUUUGUAAAUAUGUAUAUAUAUAUAUACACACAUAUAUAUAUAUUUGUUGUUGUUGUUAAGUGCUGUCAAGUCAGUUCUGACUCAUAGCGACCCAGUGUACAACAGAAUGAAACAGGCCAGGUAGCUGUCUUCCAAAUUUCUUGGCAUACAGCAGUGAGCACUUCCAGCUUGAAUUUUGUCUUCAGUUCUUUCAGCCUGAGACAUGCUGAGCCUGUUCUGGUUUUCUAACUCCAGGUCUUAGGUAAACACAGAUACGAUGAAACUACUUAUCAAACUCUCAAUCAGCUACAGGGCUAGAUCUUUCAAAGGCAUAAACUCUUCCAGUGGGAAGUGAUAUACUUUGAUGUAAUAAUGUGAGAUCUUAGAAAACCGGAGAGAAAUUUUUCCUAACUUGGAACUCAGUUGCUUAAGAGAGUCAUUUAUUUGUGGAAUAUCAUGAUUUUUCCAUCUCGUCUUUAUUAUCCAUAGAGCAGAAAAAGUUAGUCAGCAACCAAGAAAAAUCAGCUGUGUGAAUCCACUUUCUCUAUUCCCUUAGUAUAAAUAGUUGAUGGUUCUCCAGAUUCCUUGGUUUAGCAUGACACUCCUGGAAAAUGUCCACAGACAGUGCUUUGCUUUAAAGCUUAUUAGCUUAAGUUUUAAUCUCUCUAAGAAACUUUACAUUGUCUGUUAGACUUAAGUAUCCUUAGAUAUAGCAAUAUAAUAAAUGAAACUGUAAUGAAUCAUAAAAGAAAAAAUGCUGUAGUCAGUAAUAAACAUUACUGAAUACCUUAAUGUAUAACUUUAGAUGCUUGUAAACGAGGAAUGAAAUAGAAUGAAGUGAAGGUGAAAAAGACUUUAGAAGAAAAGAGCCCUACCUACCCGUUGCCACUGAGUCAAUUCUGACUCAUAGCAACCCUAUAGGACAGAGUAGAACUGCUCCAUAGGGUUUCCAAGGAGCACCUGGUGGAUUCAAACUGCUAAUCUUUUAGUUAACAGCCGAACUCUUAACCACUUAGCCACCAAGGUCUCUGAAAAGAGCCUAGACAUAGGUAAGAUAAAGAACAAUUAUUUAUUCUUUCUUGGUGCCUUAGUUAUCUAGUGCUGCUAUAACAGAAAUACCAUAAGUGGAUGGCUUUAACAAAGAGAAAUUUAUUCUCUCAUGUUAGUAGGCUACAAGUCCAAAUUCAGGGCAUCAGCUCCAGGGGAAGGCUUUCAUUUUCUGUCAGCUCUGGAGGCAGGUCUUUGUCAUCAGCCUUCCACUGGUCAAGGAGCUUCUCAGGCACAGGGACCCUGAGCCCAAAGGAUGUGCUCUGCUCCUGGUGCUGUUUUCUUGGUGGUAUGAGGUCCCCUUGUCUCUCUGCUCACUUCUCUCUUUUAUAUCCCAAAAGAAAUUUUCUUAAGCCACAAUCCAAUCUUAUAGAUUGAAUCCUGCCUCAUUAACAUAACUGCCACCUAUCCCCCCUUAUUAACAUCAUAGAGGCAAAAUUUACAACACAUAGGAAAAUCACAUCGGAUGACAAAAUGGCAGACAAUCACAAGACCAAGAAUCCCGCCCUAGCCAAAUUGAUACACAUAUUUUAGGGGACACCAUUCAGUCCAUGACACUUGAUAUACAAAACACAAAAUAAUGGAGGGAUGUAUUGUGGUGAGGUGGAUUGCUUUUAUAUGGCCUUUCUCUCCAUGGUCUUGAAACUCCCACCAAAUUAUUGGGUGGGACCGUGCAAAUAAGGUGCUUGUGGCCUACCGAGGGGAUUAUACAGCUUGCUCAAAAUGCAAACAAGGUGCAUGGCACUUUUGUGGGGGUGGGACUAUGCAAAUAAGGUGUAUAGAAUCCUUGUGAGGGGAUUGGUCAGUUUUGCCAUCUUGAUGGCUUAAAAUGAGCCACCCCAGAGGCAGAAAGAGGGGACCCACUAUCACCAAAAAAGAAGAGCCAGGAGUGGAGUGCAUCCUUUGGUCCCUGCGCUGUGAGCCUCCUAGACCCAAGAGACAGAGAGAGAGAGAGCAGUAACUCUGGAGAUGGCACGAGACGGCAAGAAGCAGCAGCAGAGAAACAGUGGCAGCAGAACCAGGAGUUGGCAAGAGACACUGCAGUGGACUUCUUGGCCCAUAGAGUGAGGCAGCUAUAGUGGGCAUGCCAACCAUGGAGCAAGAGAGCUGACCACCUUUGGGCAGGAGGCUUGCUGGAGGAGUGGGGUGCCUCCGGACACUUGGGAGAACUAGGCUUACUGACUCACAGAGUGAGAGAGCUGAGUGCCUUUAGCUCGAGGCUUAUUUGUGGAGUUGGGUGCCUCCAGGCAGAGCUAAAGAGCUUUGUAAUGCUUGUCUGAGCAGCGUAGGGUCCAAGGGACUGAGAGAGAGAGAGAGAGGCUUGCCUGCAGGCAUGGCCGAGAAGCUGUCCUGACCAAAGACCUGUGUCCUGACUCACUCCUGAUCCUGUAUAGUAACCUGUUACAUCCCUAAUAAACCCCAUAAUCAUGAGUAUUGUCUUUGAAUUCUGUGUGCCAUUCCAAUGAAUUAUCAAACCAAGCAGAGAAGUAGAGAGUACUGUGGGAGGGUUGGCUGGUGUUAGAAUUGGUAAAAAGGUUGGAGGAUGGAGGCAUGUUUGACCUUCACCCCUUAGGAAUCAACCUUGGGCUGAUGCUGAUGGUGAUUGUCUCUCCUCCCCAUCCUGAAGUUAAGGAGGUCAGACGCUCCAGUGCAAUCAUGUUUUACAUGUAUGUUGAUCCAAAAUACAAAUAAAAACUAGAAAGCUAAGUUAAGAAUGCUGAAGAUCAAGUUCAGGGAUAGGAAGAAUGAAAAGACAUUAAAGAAAAGAGAAAAAUCAAAGCUAAACAUACACACACACUCUAGAAUUACCUCUCUUUUGUCUUUGAUAGAAUUCACGCAUUAGUUCAUUUGUUUAUUACGCCAAUAAUUAUUAUCAAGUACUUAUUGUACCUUAGGUAGUAUGCUAGGUGCUAGGACACAGUGAUGAACAUGAAAGCAGAGAGCCCUUAAUGAGCUUACAGGUGAGUGGAGGAAACAGAUAAAUGAGUAGUCAUCACAGGAAUGACAAAGGCUGUGAUAGCAGAAGUACAGGAUGCUGUACCAAAAAAAAACAAACCCACUGCCGUCAAGUUGAUUCCGACUCAUAGCGACCCUAUAGGGCAGAGUAGAACUGUCCCAUAGUUUCCAAGGAGCACCUGGCAGAUUCAAACUGCCGACCUCUUGGUUAGCAGCCGUAGCACUUAACCACUAUGCCACCAGGGUUUCUGUAGAUUACAAAAGAGGUAACCUAACUCAGAUGCUGGAAGUACCUGAGUGGUACAAAUAGUUAAUGCAGUUGGCUGUUAACAGAAAGGUUGGAGGUUCAAGUCUACCCAGAGACAACAAGGAAGAAAAGCCUGGUGAUCUACUUCCAAAAAAUCAACUAUUGAAAACCCUAUGGAGCUUAGCUCUACUCUGACACACCAUGAGUCAGAAUCAACAACAACUGGAACCCAGAUGUAUAGGUCAGAAAAGGCCCUUGAGGGGAAGCACUCUUUAAUCUUACUUGAAGGAUGAGUUAACUAGGUGAAGGGGAAGGGAAGAAAAAGGAAUACCAUGUGUGAAUUCCUGAGGUGAAAAUGUUGGUACUUUCAAAGAACCGAAGUUCAAGAUGGCUGGAGCAUAGAGCAGGGAGGAAAGAGUGGCAAAGAUGAGGCUCAAGAGGGAGCAGAGUACUCAUCAUGAAUAGCCUUGGAAGCUACAUUUGAGUUUCACCCUAAGAUCACUGGGAAGCUGGGAAAUGAUGUAAUCAGGUUUCCAUGUUGAAAUAUUACCUACAUUGUAGAGGACAGCCUGGAAAAGAAAUAGACUGGCGACGGGGAGACCAGUUUGGAGAUUAGCAAGAGACAAUGAGAGCUUGGACUCAUCUUGUUUCGUCAGCAGAAAUGGAGUCAAGACAGCAAACAUUCACAGAGUAGUAAGGUCCUCUAUGACUUGUUUAAGCGGGUAUAAUAUGUGUUAGGAGAGGGAAUUACAAGUUGUGGCGUGUUAUUUCUCUUACCUUAUAUGUUUAUAAUGUUUUGCAAUGCACAGAGUACUUUCCUACUUAGUGUCAUACCACCCAUUGUUACUCAUGCAUGCUCCAAUCCAUUCAACAAAUAUUAAUUACCUUCUGUAUUCUGAGUUCCAUCGAAGGUGGUGAGGAAAUGGUGUUAUCACAAGAAACAAGAUUCCUCCUCUUGUGGAAUUUACACUCUGUUUCAGGGAGACAGGCUAUAAACAAGCAACCAAAUUAAUAAACAGGAUAUUUUCACAGAGUGAUGAGUGCUACAAAGGUAAUAAAAUGGAGCAACGUAGUAAUGAAGAGGGUGCUGACUGUGCCUAAGGAUGUCAGGGAAGGCUGACAUGGGAGCUAAGACUUGAAUGCCAAGAAGGAACCUGCCAUGCUAAGAUCUAAGGGACGAGCCUUCCAACAGAAGUAAAAGAAAAACUAAAGCACUGAAGCAGACAGGACAUGGUUUGAGGCAGGGCAGGUAGGCCACUGUGGCUGGAGAAGGGGAACGCCGGAGGAUGGGUGCAAGUGAGCAGAAGGGCAGGGCCUUGCGGGCCUGGGUAAGGACCUCAGAUUCUGUUCUAAGAGCAGUGGGAAGUCUAACGUAGAGGGUUUCAAGCAGAAGAGAGGUAUGAUCUGAUGUAUAUUUUACAAAGAUUACUCUGCCCUGUGGAGAAGGGCUUUUACAGAGGCAAAAGUGAAACCAUAGAGACCACCGAGAGGACAUUUCAUGUCCAGGAGGGAGAUGGAAGUGACUGGGGACAGAAGAAGCAGAGCUAGUACCACAGCGCUCCCAGUGUGGUCUGUGGAUUCCUGGGGGUUCCCAAGACCAUUUCAGGGGGACGCAAAGUCAAAACCUCUUUUUUUUCCUUAAUACCACCAAGAUACUAUUUGCCUUUUAUACUGUAUUGAUGUUUGCACUGAUGGUGCAAAUGUAACGAUGAGUAAAACUGCUGGUGCCACAGCCCAAAACAAGACAGUGAUACCCAACUAUACUGGUAGUCAUUAUAUUCUUCACUACCGCACUCACAGUAAAACAAAAUGCCAGUUUCACAUAAAAGUGUCCUUGAUGAAGCAGUAAAAGUUAUUUUUUAAAUUAAAUCUUAACCUUGGAGUGAUGUGUUUUUAACAUUCUGUGAGACAAAAUGGGAAGUACGCAUAAAGCACUUCUACUGUGGCAUAGUGGUUAAGUGCUACGGCUGCUAACCAAAAGGUCAGCAGUUCGAAUCUGCCAGGCGCUCCUUGGAAACUCUAUGGGGCAGUUCUACUCUGCCCUAUAGGGUCCCUAUGAGUCGGAAUCGACUCGUCGGCAGUGGGUUUGGGUUUUUUUUGGUUUGCUGUAUACAAAACCAUGAUGGUUCUCUCAAGGGAAAACAUUUGUACAAUGCUUUGGGUUACCAGCUGAACUAACUGUUUUUUUCACAGAGCACCUAUUUUACUUGGCAAAUUCCAGUUAUUCAGACUUAUGUAUUUAUUGGACAGACAUUUUUCCCAAAAAAUAAAUGAAGUGGGCCUGAUACUUCAAGGAAAACAACUGACAGAAUUUAUUACCAAUGAUAAAAUUCAAGCUUUAAACAAAAAUUAGAGCUUUUGAAAAAUGUAUCUGCCACCAUAAGUUUGAUAGCUUCCUAAUACUUGGAGUCUUUUUCUGAUGAAAUUGAUGGUAAUAUUAAAGAUCUUCUGAUACUAAAAAUGAAAUAUGUCAACAUUUAGAAGUUUUUCAUAACUCAGUGAACCAGUAUUUCCAAAUGACCGAUGUGUGCUGUUAGAAAAUCAUGCAUGGGUAAAAGAUGCACUCAAAGGAUAAGAUAGACCAAUGGAUUUUAAUGAAACAGAGUGAGAAGAGAUUAUUCAUUGGGUUUCAGAUUCUACAUUUUGAAACCGAUAUUUAAAAAACACCGCUUUUUGGUUCAAAAAGUGUGGUGUUUGAUCCAUUGGUGUAGGAAAAAGAGGAAUAGCCACAAUUAUUUUUUAAAAAUACUUCACUCCGUUCCAACUAUGUAUACCUGUGAGGCUAGAUUUUCUUCAGAUCUCCAAAACAUGUCACAACAGAUUGAAUGGAGAUGCAGAUAUGAGAAUUUAGCAGUACUCUAUUAAGCCACUGAAGAGAUUUGCAAAAAUGUAAAACCAUGUUAUUUGUCUCACUCUUAUUUUAGAAAAUAUAGUUAUUUUUCAUAAAAUAUAUUACAUUAACAUAUAAAUUAUUUUGUUAUUCAAAAUAAAAUGAAUUCUAUAUUUUUUUUAAUUUUUGUUUUAAUUUCUAAUGUGGUAGAUACCUAUAACCUACGUAAAAAUUCUUUGGGGCCCUUAUUAAUUUUUAAGGGUGUAAAGGAAUCAGUCCUCAGACCAAAAUGCUUGAGAAACACUGAGCAAAUGAAAAGUGUUCAGUUCGAAGUAUAUUAUGGGAAUAGGGCAAGUGGAAGCCUGAAUACUGUCUUUGAUUCUCUUCAGAUUUUUGUACUGAGCAACUGUGAUGAAAAAGACUGGACAGAAGCAGGUUUGGAGAGAGGUUAGUAAUAAGGAUUCUAUUUUGACCAUGUUAUAUUUGAGACUGCCCCUCAACAUAAAACAAACUGCAGUCAAGAAAUCAAACUGUGCAUUGCAUUGGGCAAAUCUGCGGCAAAAGACCUCUUUAAAAAGUGUUAAAAAGCAAAGAUGUCACCUUGAAGACUAAGGUGCACCUGACCCAAGCCAUGCUGUUUUAAGUUGCGUCAUAUGUGUGUGAAAGGUGGGCAGCGAAUAAGGGAGGCCAAAGAAGAAUUGACACCUUUGAGUUAUACUGUUGGUGAAGAAUAUUGAACAUACCAUGGACUGCCAAAAGAACGAACAAAUCUGCCCUGGAAGAACAGCCAGAGUGUUCCUUAGAAGCAAGGAACAUUCGUCUCACAUACUUUGCACAUGGAGCACUUUGUCUCAUAUACUUUGGACAUGUUAUCAGGAGGGAUCAGUCCCUAGAGAAGGACAUCAUGCUUGGUAAAGUAGAGGGUCAGUGAAAAAAAGGAAGACCCUCAACAAGAUGGAUUGAUACCGUGGUUGCAACAAUGGGCUCAAACAUAAAAACAAUUGUGAGGAUGGCACAGGAUCAGGCAGUGUUUCGUUCUAUAGUACGUACGAUUGCUAUGAGCUGGAACUGACCGGACGGCACUUAACAACAACAACAUAUCUGAAGUGUAAGUUAAGUGUACAAGUGAAGGUACCAAGGAGGUAACUGGAUAUGGAAAUCAGAGAAGUCAGCGCAAGAUAAACUAAAUUUUGGGGUUGUCAGCAUAUAGACGAUAUUUAAAACCACAGAACUGUGACUGAGUAUAGUUAGAGAAGAGGAAGGGGCCAAGGACUGAGCCCAGGAAUAUGCUCAUAUUUACAGGGUGAACAGAGGAAGAGAAGCCAGCAAAGGAGACUGAGAAGUAGUCACAGGUGAAGCAGACAAGAAGCCAGGACUGGAUGUUAUCGCUGAUGCCACCAUAAGAAGUUGCUCCACGGAGGAAGUGGGCAACAGUGUCAAAUGAUGGUGAGAAGCCAUGUAAGAUGAGAAAAGAGAAUUGAGCAUGGAAUUGGGACCAUGGAAAUCAUUGGUGACUUGAUAAAAGUGGCUUCUCUGGAGUAACACAAAAACCUACUUAGAUCUGGUUAAGGAGAGAAUAGGAAGAGACAAAAUAAAGGCAGCAAGUAUAGACAACUCUUUUGAGGGCUUUCGUUCCAAACAGGGGCAGAGAAGGGGGGUAUCUAGAGGAAGAUGUGGAGUCAAGGUAGGAUUUUAAGAUGGGAGAUAUUAAACAUGUUUGUAUGCCAGUGGAAGUGAUUCAAGAGAGAGAAAAAUUGAUGUCACAGGAAGGUGAGGAUAAAUACAGGAACUAAUUCCUUAAGUGAGGGAGAGGAGACAGAAUCCGGAGCUCAAGAAGAGUGAUCGAUUCCUGAUAGAAGCAGCAGCAUACAGAAAGGGCAAGAAUGGGACAUAUCAUCCCUAUGUUCUCAAUAAAACGGUUGACUGUUGAAAACCGCUAAACCUGAAGAAAUUUCUGGGCGGCUCUAAGACAAGAAGGCUUAGGUUCUGCAUUUCUUUGUGUUUUUGUGAUUGUUUUAUUUUGUUUCACUUGUUUGAGGCUGGAGAGAUGGUAGACCUUCUCCACUGCCCCAGCCAUUUGGUUUUCUUCCUUCAGACUUUGGGAAGGAGAGAGUUCACCUGGUAACCAGCAUGUGUAUUGGCCACCUCUGUCUGUGAUCUCACAGUCAGGCUGUUUCCCAGAAGUUUGGGGGUGGAGGAAGUUAGACAAAGAGUGCUUUGUGAUUUCUUUGACUGUUCACUUUCAGUAAUAAGCCACGUAAGUGUAGGCCCAUGUCCACUCAUCUCUGACAGGAGUCUUCUUGACCUUUCCUUGUUAUGUUGAUUAGAAGAGGAAACAACCCUGAAGUUGGAACGUCAUCUUUUUCCUCUUGAGACUGUAGGGAUGAGCAGCUUGAACUGGGAAGCUUAGUAAGAUUCUGUCCAUCCCAAACAAAUGCUCUCCAUCUUCCCAGGAGGAUAUUUUACAUACUGUUAUUGUUAAUGAUAAUGAGUACCAAUCAUUUUCUUCAGUAUCUCAGGUUAGUGAUACAUGACUAACUCUGUGUCAUCUCAAGACAUCCUCCAGGUGAGGGGGUGGUUUAAGAAAAAAAAAGGAAGUUAACUGUGUCUGGUUUCAUUAUGAAGCUGGGACUUGUGUCAGUCCCCACGCCGUAUGGGCAGGACACUGCAUAGAACAGAAAUCCUGAAAUCUGUUUCAUUAUUAAACAUCCUCUUGUCUUAGAUAGUUCUCAGUAGGAGAAAUAAAUAAAUAUGGUAAGUAUUUAUUCAAAGUUUCCUCUCAGGAUUUACCAAGCAGGAUUCCACACAGUAUACACACUGAGCCAAUUCCUAAACGGCAUUGUUUACUGAGUUCAUUUUCACCCUGACUGCCCACCACUUUGUAAGCCCAGUAUAAUUUUGUGAUUUAAAAAAAAAAUUCCUUGAGCGCAAUUCCUAUUUCUCUGCCACGUGUUCCUUUGCCACAGAGUAGAUAAACUGAAGAAAGAAGAGGGAUAAAAAAUGGGGGAGUAGACCUCAGAGAGUUGACAUUUAAUGAUAGCAAAAACUUCAAGCCCUAUAGUUGUAGCCAAAACAAAAAAUCAACUUCACAAAUAGUGAAUGUGGAAAAUAAAACUCGGUAGCAAUAUAUGAAAGGUCCUUGAGGGGCUUAAUUUUUACAAGCUCAAUCCUAGUCAUUGAUGGGAUGAAAACCCACUGCCAUGGAGUCAAUUCCAACUCAUAGCAACCCUAUAGGACAGAGCAGAAUUGCCCUGUAGGGUUUCCAAGGCUAUGAUCUUUGUGGAAGCAGACUGCCACAUCUUUCUCCUGCAGAGCAGCUGGUGGGCUUGAACCAACAGCCUUUCAGUUAGUAGCCAAGCACUUUAAUCACUGCACCACCAGGACUCCUUUUGAUGAGAUGAGGUUACCCAAAAAAUUAAUGAGAUUGUGACCUGCAUUGUAGGACUAAGAAAGUGAUAGAUAAUUCUGUCUGCUCCCCAUUGUUAAAAUUACACUAUGUUGAGUUCUCAUUGUAAUGGCUGUAUCAGCAAAUGUGCUGUUGGCUGUAAUCUGUUAAAUUUAAGUGAUUAUUUUUACAUUUAGAACUUAAUUCAUUUUCAAAAAAAAUUAAGUGGCCCAAGACAGUGAACCCAUGUCCCAGGUGACAUUCACAGGAACUAGAAACAAAUAUCUCAAGAAAAGAGUUGGGGCAAAAAGAGGAGGUAAAGCAAUGAUUGCUCCCGGACACUUGGGCAGGUGUUAUCCAUGGAGGCAGACCAAGAACCAGUGUUUUUAGGCUUCAGAGACAGCUCUCUAAUGAUAUAAUACAAUGAUAUUGUGCAUCUCUCUCUCCAGUUAGACUUGCUUAGGAGGUGUAGGACCUUCUCACUAGAGGUGUUUAAUCAGAAUCAACCACUUUGUGGUCAGACCUUCCAGAGCAGAUUGUACUAGCUGACCCCAAAAUAUGCUUCUCACCCUACUAUGAUAUUUAUUGGUUCAGCGAGAAUGUAGAUUGCUUUUCAUUGUCAUGUACUUCAAAUAAUAAGCUAGUAAGGUAAAAAAGAAGUGUCUACUUUUCCAGAGCUGCUGAUGGUUCCUGGGAAUAAUUUUAUGGAAUAAGUUUGAAAUGGAAACCCUAGUGGUGUAGUGGUUAAGUGCUAUGGCUGCUAACCAAAGGGUCAGCAGUUCGAAUUCACCAGCACUCCUUGGAAACUCUAUGAGGUAGUUCUACUCUGUCCCAUAGGGUUGCUAUGAGUCGGAAUUGACUCGACGGCACUGGGUUUGGUUUUUUUUAAUGUCAAAAAGAAGUGGCUACUUUUCCAGAGCUGCUGAUAGUUCCCGGGAAUAAUUUUAUGGAAUAAGUCUGAAAUGUUCUAGUAUUCCUGAAACUUCAGCUUCAAAAUAUGGAAAAGGCUUUUUCUGGUCAACCCUUGUCUCAAGAAAGAAAAGGAAAAUGUGUUGAAUACAUCCCGAGGCCAACAAGCCUCUGUCCUUGGCCUCUGACCUUCGUUUUCUUCUUCUUCUGAAAAUCAGUUGCUUUAGUUGGGAACUUUGAAGUGACAGACUUGAAGUGAGAGGCUCAUUAGCUCCAAGAGAAAAUGUUGGUGCAAUUUAUUGUUAUAAGCGGUAAAUCUUAAAUGAUUACUUUGAAACUUAGAGUCUCAAAUUUUGAAAUUUAAAAUCUGAACAUGAAGCCUUCUUAAAGCAGACUUUGAUGACUAAAACCAGGAAAAUUGCCCCAUCCUUCACUGUUCUUGGGCAGUGGUAACAAUAGAAUUAAAACCAAAAAACCAAACCCAUUGCCAUCAAGUCAAUUCUGACUCAUAAGGACCCUAGAGGACAGCAUAGAACUGCCCCAUAGGGUUAACAGUAGAAUUGCCACCCCCAUAAACAGAUGAAUCCAAAAACCCCACUGCCGUCAAGUUGAUUCUGACUCAUAGUUACCCUGUAGGACACAGUAGAACUGCCCCAUACGGUUCCCACGGCAGAAGCAAACUACCCCAUCUUUCUCCUGCAGAGCGGCCAGUGGGUUCAAACUGCUGACCUUUUAGUUAGCAGCUGAGCGCUUAACCACUGUACCAUCAGGGUUCCUCAUAAACAGAUGAAAAAGACUGAAAAACAGGAAGCAACAUCAAAUAGUUUUAAAUUAGUUUGGGAAACUCCUGAAAGUGGGUGUAACAUUGUGGGCCUUUAAAAAUGAAUCAUAUUUAUGCAUUUGAUGUAUGGCUACUUAAUUAUUUCUUACAGUUCAGCCUAACAUUCAUUUGUAUUUUUAUUUUCCUGGCUGUGUUUUGGCCCUUACUUGACGUGUAUAACUGCUGGUGGUUUGGUUCCCACUGGCGCCAUCAAUUUGUUAAACUAGUUACUGAUAAAUACGUUGUAAAGUAUGCACAGAAAAAAGAAACCACAAGAGAUCAAAGUAUUAGGUGAUUAUUUUUUUUAAAGAUUAAAAUUUGCUUAGUUAGCCCAUAGCAAGACCCUAAUGUAUUUGGCUGCAUAGCAGUCAGAUGGGGAAAGAUUUAGCAAACCUGUCUUCAGCAUGCAAAACAACAGUACAUGAAGACUUUGUUGCACCUCCACAUUCUUAAAGCUCCUUGCAACCACCUCCACUUCCUCACCCAAGGGUCAGUGUCUGCACAACUGGGUGUGCAUAAACCCCAGGUGCCCACUGCAGUCUGUCGCUGCACAGCCCUGAUCUAGAUGGCCCCCACACGGGCCCAACUCUAACAUUUGUGGGGCUCAGGCCAUGAGUACAAUCUAACCCCAAGUGCUUUAUGUUUAAAUAUUGAAAUGUUAUAAGUCAAGCUAACAAACUGCCCUUCUGCCUUGACAUGAUGACAUUUUAGAAGACCAGGUUCUAAUUUAGAAUUUACAGGCUGUUUGGAGUUCCAAGCUGGAAUAUGGGGAUGUGGGGAGAGCCAGUACACAGCCUGUCCCUUCUUGCCUGCUCCUUCUCAUCCCGCCCCGAUCCAUAACACACAUCUGGGAUACAUCCACAUCCCUGUGCACAGCUGCCCCUUGGCCAUCUGGUCACCCUUCAGGUGGUGUAGCCUACCCAAGGGAGGGUGGACCCAGGGAAAAGGCCUCCACUGACCCUGGAAGCUCAUUUGGGACCACGUGGGUGGGAGAUUAUGGGGCACAGAAGGCGGAUGAUGAGUUUGAGGCAGGGUAAGGACACGAGUUCCUUGGCCCAGGUAAAGGAGGGUAGGGCCCUUCUUGGUUGGGUCUGAAGGUAGUGUUGCCUCUGGAGUAGCUCAAGGAAAUCUGUUGCUACUGCUGUUUCCUCAUGAUAGAUAGCAAGUCAUUUCUCUGCGUAGAGCUCAGUCCUGCCUAGACUGGUGUCAGAGAACAUGGGCACUGUCUAUCAGAAGAGCACUGUCCCUCUAGACGUGGCAUGAGCAGAGUCAGUGCUGAGGGUUCAGGAUCGCGUUUUGCCUGAAGUCUUCACGUUUAUUCAUCCUCUCCUUUCAGCUUUAUUCCCCAUCAGUCCGCUGUGCAUGCCUCUCCCCUCCACACACACCUAGAUCUCUAACUCAAGGCCUGGAUCAAGAAACUGCUUUUCUUUAGAGUCUGUCACUCCGGCCCACCUUUAGCCCUCUCCAGAAUAAGUGAUCUUGAUAAAAUUAUGAGGUAUUGUAAAAUUUUUUGGAAAUAAUAUCACAGUACCCUCUAUACCUAAGGAUUUCUUCGGUGCUGGAGAAGGGUCUGUAUGUAAAUCAAAAGAACCGCAGUGUAUGUGACCCUCCCCCAAUCUCUCCAGCCCCUGUCCCACUCACCCCAGUCACUUUCUGAGUUGCUGACCAGGACACUUAACCUCUCUGUCCCUCAUUGUCCCCAUCCACAAAAAUGGUGAAUAAUUAACACCUGUUUCUAACUACUUCAAAUGAGAGUUUUCAGGACACAUUUUAAAAUAUAUAUGUAUGAAGGGCAAUCAAAAAUAUUCCAUCAAGCUCCCUUCCAGUAGAACUUCAUUAAAUUCUCCAAGAGCUUUUUUAUAUUAUCAAGAAAUGUGAUUCAGAUUUCCCCAAGUUGACAGAAAAAUGUAAAAUCUGUUUCUAACAGAUGUUCCCCAUGAUCCCCCAAAUGUAAACAUGUUUUGAAGACGAUAGUGAGACAACCUGUUUACACAAGGAAGUACUUAAAAAAGCAAACAAAAAAGCAUCACCCAGAGCAGUCAUUGUGAUCAAAGUGCCGUCAAUUAUUAGGGUGUAAAGGGAACUGAUGACUCAACUUAGCACCACCGCGGUCUCCAGAUUUCAGUUUCGUAACAGAGUUUCUUUUCAGGAAUAUUUCUUCAUUUACACACAAAUCCGAUUUUCUUUCUAAAAUGUUUCUCGAUUUUCGUCAAACCGAAAUACCAGGAUCCCUUCAAAAGAUAACUCCGAUACCCAGAUUAUGCUCAGAUAAGCGUCAUGCAGGCACGCAUCACCAUGGAGAGCUGGGGUUUUUACUCCCUGGGAUCCAGGUGCCUGAGAGGAGGGACAAGUCCUUUCACAGAGUGGCUCCUGGCUCCCUGCUCUUCCACCUCCCCGAUUAGUCAGAUGCAGCAUAGAAACUCUCAGACUGCGUGGUGGUAGAAAAUAACUUUCUGAAUCAAUCAAAGUGUGAUAUUUUGAUCCUUUCACAUGCCUGGGUAUUCUGGGCAAAUGCAUGUUCAAAUCAGUGACUCAUGAAUCAAGAUGCAAAGUAGGUCUCUUGAGUGCUGGCUGGCUGGAAAUCAGCUUUUAAACCUGAAGUGAGAUACAGUCUAAUAAAAAAAAAAAUUGUGGUUUGUGCCAGUCUUGGCAGUUUUUGUGGAAAUAUCAUCGCUGCCCCUCAAGUACUGUACAAUGGGAGCCUGCCCCAAUUUGGAAAGAAGGGGGAUAGGUAAAAAGAAGUGUCUAUGUUAAAACUCACAAGAAGUCUGUCUUAUAGGAAAGUUAUUUUGUAAAGGUUCAUUCAAAAUCCUUUAGGAUAUGCUUUCCCAAAUUAUAAAUUCUUUUACUUUGAGGCUGGUGAGGGCAGCCCCUGUAUCAUCCUCACCUAAGGAUGCCCACUUAAUUAGACUUAAGGGGGUAGCCUAGGAAAUGGACCUCUACUUAUAAAACCACUUCCAUGGAAAAUAGGUUCAUGUUUUACCACGUAUCUUGGAGUCCCAGGAAAUUUUCUCUCCAGAAAAUUAAAUGAGUUGUCAGUAAAAGUAGCAAUGUCACCAAAACUAUGACCUAGAAGUGAGGGCACCCUAGCAGCACCAGGGGAGGAGGGAGUGGCAGCCUGGGUUCUCAGUAUUUACAGUGCAAUUUAAGUAGUAGGGCUGUGUACCAGGAUUUACCUCUGCUUUAGAAUAACUAAUGAUAAUUAAGAUGUCAAUCCACACACACACCAAAAAAAAAACCUCUUAAAAUGAAUAAAACAGUUCAACAAGAUUGUAGGAUACAAGAUCAAUACACAAAAAUCAAUUGUAGUUCUAUGUAUUAGCAGCAAAACUCUGAAAAUGAAACAAUGCCAUUUACAGUACGUUGAAGGGAAUAAAAUAAUUAGAAAUAAAUUCAACAAAAAAAUUGCAAGACUUGUACACUGAAAACUAUAAAACAUUGUUUAAAGAAAGCAAAAAACCUGUUGACAUAGCGACCCGAUAGGACAGAGUAGCACUGCCUCAUAGGAUUUCCAAGAAGCUGCUGGUAAAUUCCAACUGCCGACCUUUUGGUUAGCAUCCUGAGCUCUUAACCACUGCGCCACCAGGGCUCCAGCAAAGAAGACCUAAAUAAAUGGAAAGAUAUCCAAUGUUCAUGGAUCAGAGGAGGUAAUAUUGUUCAAAUGGCAGUAUUACCCAAACUGAUUUACAGAUUCAGUGCAGUCUCUAUCAGAAUCCCAGUUGGGUUUUGUACAAAAAUUAACAAUUCAUAUGGAAAUGCCAGGAACCCAGAAUAGCUAAAACAAUCUUGAAAAAGAACAAAGUUGGAGAGCUCACCUUUCUGAUUUAAAACAUGCUACAAAGAUACAGUAAUAAGACAGUAUAGUACUAGCAUAAGGACAUGCUAAUAUAAAUCGGUAGAAUAUAACUGAGAGUCUAGAAAUAAACCCUUACAUUUAUGGGUUAAAAAAAUUUUUUAUUUUUCAACAACGUGCCAGGACAAUUCAGUGGAGAAAGAAGGGUCUUUUCAACAAAUGGUGCUGGGACAACUGGGUAUCCACUUGCAAAAGAAUGAACUUAGACUUUCACCUCAUGCCAUAUACAAAAAUUAACUCUAAGUGAAUCCUAGAACUAGGUGUAAGAGCUAAAACUAUAAAACUCUUAGAAGAAAACAUAGGAGUAAAUUUUUGUGACCUUGGAUUGGGCAGUUGUUUCUUCCAUAGGACACCAAAAGCACAAAUGAUGAAAAAAUAGACAACGAUGACUUCGUCAAAAUUUAAAACUCCUGUGCUUCAAAGGACACCAUUAAGAAAGUGAAGCGUUAACCCACAGAAUGAGAGAAAACAUUUACAAACCAUCUAUAUGAUAAGGGACUUGUAUCCAGAAUAUAUAAAAAAUUAUUACAUUUCAGUAGUAAAAAGACAAAUAGCCAGGUUAAAAAUGGACAGAAUUUGAAUAGUCAUUUCUCCAGAGAAGACGUGAAAAGAUGUGCAAUAUCAUUAUCAUCCCCAUUUUUUCAUAUUAGAAAAUGGGGGCUUUGUUUAUGUUACUUGGCCAAAGUCACUUAGCUAGUAAAUUGGAUUUGGACUCAGGUCUGUCUGACCCUAAAGUUUAUUUUCCUCCCACUGCACCACACUGCCCCUAAAGGAGAAACCCCAUCCCAAGCCGAACAGAGAACUGACAGGGUCUCCCACUUAGAGUGGUGGGCUAUGAUAAUUCCCAAGGAGCAAAGAUAUGAAAGGGUGAAGGAUGCUUUGGGAGGAAAUGAAAUUAAAUACAAAGAGGAGGUUGUUACUUUUAGCGUAAAGAAAAAAAUCAAGUUUAUAUUUUAAAAUGUUCCAAGUGCUAUAAAUGACAGACAUGGAAAGUAAUGGUAAGAGAAAGGGGACAGACAGAUCCGGGUUGGCAAAUUAAAGAGCAGAACCUACGGACAUCAAGAUAGACCCAUCAUGUCAUGUGUGUUCCCAGAGCGGCAGGCUGAUUUGGUGAGAGACACAGGCAUGCUGACAGUAAGUUUGACUAGAAAUCAGGUAGGGAUGUUCCUGAAGUCUACACGAAAAAGAAGUCAUAUUUCCUCCAAAGACUAAAGUGGCCCCAGAGGAAGUCAUCCUGGGACAGUCCAGGUACCAGGAUCCAGUACUGGGGUCUGUAGACAAAAUGAACUCCUGUUGGAGUUUAUUUACAGCAGGAGAUUUUAACCUAGAUUCUUAGGGGACCCCUGGGUAGGCUUCAAAGGACCCUUGAACGCUAAAAAUUGCGUGGAAAUGUUUGGUGCGUGUGCAUUUUUUCUUGGGGAGAGAGGGUCAUCAGGUUCUUAAAGGGUCUAUGACAGGAGAAAGGUUAAAAAAAGUUGGUUUUAACAUUUAUCGUAAAGUGCCAGACAAAUUUUCUGGCUGUGUGAUAAAUUGUGUUAAAUGGUCUGGCACUCCUAAUUUUUGGAAUAAAAUUGAAUUCUUAGUGAAUGACCUCAGCCUGCAGUGCUGUCUGAUUCUGUCCUGGCAUUUGAUAGAACUUGUUAGGGGAUUAGGUAAGACAGGAUGUUGGUACAUUUGAGGUCAUUAAACCAAGAAGGGAAGGGGAAAGAAAGAAAUCUUGUUAUAUGUAUUAUGCAGUUGAACUCAAAGUUGAAUAGCUAAGGGACUUUGUGCUUUGUGCCAACACUUUUAACCCUUUCAUGACCCAAUUAUUUUUUUCCUUUUUAUUUGUUGUUGAUACUAUGUGUUUUCAGUCAUGGAGGGUGUGCUGAAUCAUUGAGUGUGUCUGAAUUUUUGGUAGGCAAUAUGGUUUUUGCUUUAUGCCUCAUUUGACAAAUCGUAACUUGGCAUUCAGAGAUACACAUGUGUACCCCUUGUAAACACAAAUCGUAUCCCCAGAGUCCAGAGGUAUAUAUGUGUACCAAAUAAAAAUUGCCAGAAUUCGUGUUUUUUCCUACCAAAAAUUCGGUGAUUCAGCACCAGCUCAUACUGUACUGUAAAAACAGUCAUUUGCAGCACAUGCCUGUUUUUUUCCCUUUCAAGCGGUUUUUUAGGGCCCUGCCUGCCAGCAGCACGUACUAUCAGUGGGACAGUAGCUUCCCAGUGAACCCCAGAGGUACAAAAAGUAAAUGGUAGCUAUAUAUGCCACUGAUCCUGAAAGGAAACCCUGCUUCAAAACAGACUGGAGUGGCAGAGACAGCUCCGUAUAGAUGCAGAGCACUGAUAAAUACUUAUCUUUCCAAGAAAUACUGUUUUACUUGUCCUUUUAUGGAGGAGGUGUGGAAAGCUGUGAUGUCCUGGGUUGCAUAAAGUUUUUGUAAACAGAUAUGGUAGUAUAGAACCCAGAGAAAUAACAAAAGCUACCUUUUCACCUGGUGGCCAGCGUUCUCAAAGUUCCAGUUUCAAGACUAGGAGAGCAGUGAAGAAGAACCUGCAUAUCAGAGCACCUGAUAUGUAUUAACAGUUUUGUUAAAUGAAAUGUAACUCCCAAAGUUUAUUUUCCACCUGUCUUUUCCUUCAAUUUUUUCUCUUCCUUCAAUCUUAUUUUGAAUUUACUAUUCAGGAAGUACUCAAAAUGUACUCAAAAUGAGGGAAAAUCAUUUGCCUUUGAGACAAGAAUGCCAAGUAUCUUUAUGAUAUACGAAACCCUGGUGACAUAGUGGUUAAGUGCUAUGGCUGCUAACCAAAAAGGUUGGCAGUUCAAGUCCACCAGGCGCUCCUUGGAAACUCUAUCGGGCAGUUCUACUCCAUCCUCUAGGGUUGCUAUGAGUUGGAAUCAACUCGACAGCAGUGGGUUUGGUUUUUUGAUUUAUACGAUACUACCAAGCCCUUUGGACCAAGCCCUUUUCUAUGUAUGAUACGACUACAUAAAUAACAGACAAAAGAUUAUGUGGUAAAUGAAAGUGCUCAUUUAAGCAUUGUGAGGUCCCACCUCUGCCACUCACUGGCUGUGGGACCUGGGACCAUGAAUAUGGAUGCAGCUGGUAAGCCCUCAAUAAAUACUACUUUCUCUUCCCAUCUUCUUCCCACACCUGGAUUUCUUCAUCAGUAAAAUGAGAAGGUUGGACUAAGUGACCUCCAAGGUCACUUUCAACUCUGCUGUUCCAUAAUUUAAACUCACUAAGGGAGAAAAAAAUACAGGUCUGCAGAGCAGUAUAAAAAUCCUUAUGGACAAAUACAGUCCGCCAUCUCCCUGUGUGUACACAUAGAGCUUCUUUGGCUUUUUACUUUCAUUCUCUCUGUUCCCCAUUCUUUCUCUUUCUUAGCCAGCCAGCAGUCAUCCAUGAACUUGGAAGUGAGAAGAGAAGGCAGACGGGAAGGGAGUGAGGUGGCCCAAGACACAGGCCUGGGCGGAGGGCCAUCGGGGGUUGAUGUCAGGCUGCGUUAGGGACUCCAGCAAGACUGGAGUUGAGCCUGACAGUGCCACAUGGUUAUCGGCACAGCAGGACUCAGGGCCAUGGCCCAAGGACAAGAUUUAGCACUACUGAUAUUUAUAUAAGCAGGUGGUGGCUGGAAUGUAGAGACUGUAAAUCCAGAAACUGAGGUCACUGAGGAAGACAAAGCAGGAAACAGAGCCUCCGGGGAAAGAAGAGGUUGUAUCAUAAGAUGGCAGCUGGAGAGGAGGGUAAGAGCAGCUGUGUGGUCAGUCUCCAGGCAGGAUUCGAGCUGGAAGUACAUCAAAUUUGAGUGUGACAACUGAAGGGUCAGUGAAGGCAGGGAGAUCCACAGAGCAGCGUGCCUCCACUAUUUCUAGUAUAUGCAUCUGCCACUCGACCCUGCAGUGAUUUGGCAUUCAUUCAUUCAUUCAUUUAUUGAUUCUUCAAGUUUGUGCCAGGCAUUCUUCCAAGUGCUAGGGAUUAGUGGUAAAUAAGAAACGUUAGGUUCUUGCCACAUAAAAUUAGCCAUCACAUAGGUCUUAUGUAAAUCUGGAGGGACAAUAGGUAAUAACAUAAUAAAUUAACAUGCAGAUUGUGAUUAAUACUCUAACGGAACCAAACAGGGUGUUGUGUAGCUGUUGGGGAGGGGACAGAAUGGAACUCUGCUCCAUGCAGAGAAGAGUUAACAUAGCAGGCCUAAGAUUGCUAUCUUAGUCAUCUAGUGCUGCUAUAACAGAAAUACAAGUGGAUGGCUUUAACAAAGAGAAAUUUAUUUUCUCACAGUCUAGUAGGCUAGAAGUCCAAAUUCAGGGUGUCAGCUCCAGGGGAAGGCUUUCUCUCUCUGUGGGUUCUGGAGGAAGGUCCUUGUGAUGCAUGAGUCUUCCCUUGGUCUGGGAGCAUGUCAGUACAGGAACCUCAGGUCCAAAGGAUGCGCUCUGCUCCCAGCACUGCUUUCUUGGUGGUAUGAGGUCCCCAUGCCUCUCUGCUCGCUUCUCUCUUUUAUAUCUCAAAAGAGAUUGGUUUAAGACACUGUCUAAUCUUGUAGACCUCAUCAAUGUAAUUGCCACCCAUCCAUCUUAUUACAUCAUAGUGAUAGAAUUUACAACAUAUAGGAAAAUCACAUAAAAUGGACAAUCACACAAUACUGGGACUCAUGGCCUGGCUAAGUCGACACAUAUUUUGGGGAGACACAAUUCAAUCUAUGACAAUUGCUAUCCUUAGUAAGGCCUGCUUACAAGAUUGAGCCUUGGCUGGCAUCUGGAGACUUGAAUUUCAGGAUUGUUACUACCAUUCCCUAAUAAGGAAGGUUUACUUUGCCUAAGCUCUUUGUAUAAACAGUGUGGUUUAUGUUGAACACCUGCUUUCCUUCUGAGAGUCUGGCAUUUUGGUGCGUACCAGGCAGAGGGUGCCUACAUGAACAGUCCCCAACAAAAACCCUGGGCUCUGAGUCUCUAAUGAGUUUCCCUGGUAGACAGUACUUCGAACAUGUUGUCACAAUUCGAUGCUGAAGAAAUUAAGAGCAGCCCAUGUGACUCCCCUGGGAGAGGACGCUUGGAAGCUUGUGCCUGGUUUCCUCCAGAUUUUGCCCCAUGAGCCGUUUCGCUUGUUGAUUUCACUCUGUAUCCUUUCACUGUAAUAAAUGGUAGCUGUGAGUGCAGCUACAUGCUGAGUCCUGUGGGUCCUUUUAGUGAAUCACCUAACCUGGGCAUAGACUUGGACCUGAAAACAGGCAGUUACCAUGACAGCGGCAGUGGACCCGGUGAGAGAUGAUGGUGAUGGCAAUGGAAACAGAGAAGAGUGGACAGAUUUAAGAUGCAAUUUGAAGACAGAACCAACAGGAUUUGCUGAUGAAUUGGAUGUCAGAAGUGAGGGAGAGACAGAGAUACACAAGAUAACUCCUAGGUGUUUGGCUGGAACAACUGAGUCAAUAGUAAAUCCUUUAACUGAAUCAGUGGGUUAGAUGUCUCACCUUACCUGUCUUCAAGGUCCUUGGCCAGACUUGUUGCAGCCCUUGCCCGUGCUGCAGCAUCCAAUCUGUAUGGACUCUACCAGCCUCACCUGGGGACAGCCCAGCAGCACCUUGCCUUGUGUGAGACACUGUACUUCUGCAGCUUAGAAGUCAAGGCGUACCUGCCUUUGGCAGGCGAGGCUAGCAAGCAUGUGCAGCUCCUCAGAAAGGAGUAGGGCUUUGUAGAUUUUCUCUGGCCAAUAAAUGAAACACUGACAAAGUUUCCAGACAGAGGAAAGGAGGCAGAGUGACCUCAGCAACUCAGACCAAGUGUUGAACCUUGGAGGAGUCAAGGCACUGUUGAUGCCAUCUGUGUUCCCAAGGAACUGCCCUUCUAAGUUGAUAGGGACCCCAACAUGCCUGUCCAUCUGCAUUCCUGCAGGUGGAGUGGUGCAGGAGCUUAGCCUCCAGCUGCCUGAUUUCUCAAAUGAUCUUUGAAGAAAGGAUGGAAAAUAUGGUUCCUGAGCCCUAGAAACACCCUGGAAUGCCACAGCAGAACUGCUACCACCCAGUCCUUACUUUAGGCAUUUUCUCCUUGGGUAUUGCCAGGGAUGAUUAUGAUCUUCAAAGACUGGACCCAGAGUGAGAUACCAAUCGUUUUCACUGCUACGUCCAGUGUUGGGGAGCAGAUAACAUCAUCUGUUAAUAAUGCUUGGUAGUACUUUUUUUUUCAAGAGUCUGCUGUAGAAAAAAAAAUCUUUCUCUACUUCACGAAUAUAGCCAUUUCAGUUUUAACAAGUUGUUGUCGUGCUGUCGAGUUGAUUCUGACUCAUAGAGAUACAAUAGGACAGAACAGAACUGCCCUAUCAUACGGUUUUCUAGGCUGUUAUUUUUACGGGACCAGAUCAGCCACUGGUAGGUUUGAAUCGCCCACCUUUUGGUUAACAGCCAUGCACUUAACCAUUGCACCACCAGGGCUCCUUAUAAAGUCUACAAAAAAAAAAACCAAAACCUGUUGCCAUCAAGUUGAUUCCAACUCAUAAUGACUCUACAGGACAGACUAGAGCUGCUCCAUAGGGCUUCCAAGGAGCAGCUGGUGGAUUCGAACUGCUGCUGACCUUUUGGUUAGCAGCCGAGCUCUUAACCAUCGCACUAAAAAAACCCAAAAAUCAGAUUAUGUACCUCCAGCCUUGCUUCUUUUUAGCUUUUUCUCUUUUCUGAAUUGUUAGUGGCGAGUAGUUCUGAUUGCCCCAUCCUCUGUGAUAGGGGUGAAAAUCUGAACAAGCUCUCCCAUUGUAGACACCUUGCAUAGCAAAGAAGUAAAUUUUCUCACUUUGGUUCUCCAACUAGAAUAACUUGGUCCCAGCACCUGAAAUGUGUUAAGUGGAAACUUUCAGAGUUGUUUUAUCUUAAUUAAAUUUCUCCAUCCUGUCUUAAAUGGCUUCUGUCUUCACUGCAGCAAAAAAGCACAUUUCCUUGCGUCACCUUCCCAGGCCAGUAGAACAAAACACAAAAGCCACAAGAUCUGUGAUUCAAAGGUCUUCUGCCUUAUGAGGACACUCAGUGACCUGUCACAAGGUUGCCCCACAAAGCUUUGGGGUCCAUGUCUGAAUGGAUUGCUGUAGCCUUCUCAUUUCUCCGUUCACCCAGUGCCCUGCAUCCUAAGACUCGGCGCCAGCACAGGACCUGGAAAAAUUACAUGGUGUGAACGGCAUGUCUGUGGAUGAGAAGCCUGACUCCCCCAUGUAUGUGUAUGAGUCCACAGUCCACUGCACCAACAUCCUCCUGGGCCUCAAUGACCAGCGGAAGAAGGAUAUUCUCUGUGACGUGACUUUGAUCGUGGAGAGAAAGGAGUUCCGGGCCCACCGGGCUGUGCUGGCCGCAUGCAGUGAAUACUUCUGGCAGGCGCUGGUCGGACAGACGAAACAUGACUUGGUGGUCAGCUUGCCUGAGGAGGUCACGGCCAGGGGCUUUGGGCCGCUGUUACAGUUUGCCUACACUGCCAAGCUGUUACUCAGCAGAGAAAACAUCCGCGAGGUCAUCCGCUGUGCUGAGUUCCUACGCAUGCACAACCUGGAAGACUCCUGCUUCAGUUUCCUGCAGACCCAGCUCUUGAACAGCGAGGAUGGCCUGUUUGUGUGCCGAAAGGACACGGCGUGCCAGCGCCCGCACCAGGACCAUGAGAACUCCGUGGGAGAGGAGGAGGAAGAGGAAGAGGAGACAAUGGACUCAGAGAUGGCUAAGAUGGCUUGCCCCAGGGACCAGAUGCUUCCAGACCCCAUCAGCUUUAGCGCCGCUGCCGUCCCAGUAGCAGAGAAGGAAGAAGCCCUGCUGCCCGAGCCUGACGUGCCGACGGACAUCAAGGAGAGCUCAGAAAAGGACGCGUUAACGCAGUACCCCAGAUACAAGAAAUACCAGCUUGCGUGUACCAAGAAUGUCUAUAAUGCAUCAUCACACAGUACCUCAGGUUUUGCAAGCACAUUCAGUGAAGAUAAUUCUGGCAACAGCCUCAAGCCAGGCCUUGCCAUGGGGCAGAUUAAAAGCGAGCCGCCCAGUGAAGAGAACGAGGAAGAGAGCAUAACGCUCUGCCUAUCAGGAGAUGAGCCUGAUGUCAAGGACAGAGUGGGGGAUGUAGAAAUGGACCGGAAACAGGCCAGCCCUGCCACCACCCCUGCCCCCACCACCCCUGCCGGGGCUGCCUGCAUGGAUAGAUCCAGAAGCGUGUCCUCUCCCUCCUGUUUAAGGUCUCUAUUCAGUAUAACAAAAAGUGUGGAGCUGUCUGGUUUACCCAGUACUUCUCAACAGCACUUUGCUAGGAGUUCAGCAUGCCCUUUUGACAAGGGGAUCACUCAGGGUGACCUUAAAACUGACUACACCCCUUUCACGGGGAAUUACGGACAGUCCCACAUGGGCCAGAAGGACGCAUCCAACUUCACCAUGGGGUCGCCCCUCAAGGGGCCUGGGUUGGAGGCUCUCUGUAAGCAAGAAGGAGAGUUGGACCGGAGAAGUGUCAUCUUCUCCUCAAGCACUUGUGACCAAGUGAGCACUGCGGUGCAUUCAUAUUCUGGGGUAAGCAGUUUGGACAAAGACCUCUCUGAGCCAGUGCCAAAGGGUCUGUGGGUAGGAGCUGGCCAGUCCCUCCCCAGCUCCCAGGCCUACUCCCAUGGUGCACUGAUGGCUGACCACUUGCCAGGAAGGAUGCGGCCCAACACCAGCUGCCCGGUGCCAAUCAAAGUUUGCCCUCGCUCACCCCCCUUGGAGACCAGGACCAGAACUUCCAGCUCGUGUUCCUCAUACUCCUAUGCGGAGGACGGGAGCGGGGGCUCGCCCUGCAGCCUCCCUCUCUGCGAGUUUUCCUCCUCGCCCUGUUCCCAGGGAGCCAGAUUCCUUGCCACGGAACAUCAGGAACCAGGCCUGAUGGGAGACGGAAUGUACAACCAAGUCCGGCCCCAAAUUAAAUGUGAGCAGUCUUACGGAACCAACUCCAGUGAUGAAUCCGGAUCAUUCUCGGAAGCAGACAGUGAGUCGUGUCCUGUGCAGGACAGGGGCCAGGAGGUCAAACUUCCUUUUCCUGUAGAUCAAAUCACAGAUCUUCCAAGGAACGACUUCCAGAUGAUGAUUAAGAUGCACAAGCUAACCUCAGAACAGUUAGAGUUCAUUCACGAUGUCCGACGGCGCAGCAAGAACCGCAUCGCGGCCCAGCGCUGCCGAAAGAGGAAACUGGACUGUAUUCAGAAUUUAGAAUGUGAAAUCCGUAAACUGGUGUGUGAGAAAGAAAAACUGUUGUCAGAGAGGAAUCAACUGAAAGCAUGCAUGGGGGAACUAUUAGACAACUUCUCCUGCCUUUCCCAGGAAGUCUGCCGAGAUAUCCAGAGCCCCGAGCAGAUCCAGGCCCUGCACCGGUAUUGCCCUGUCCUGAGACCAGUGGAUCUCCCCACUGCCUCCAGUAUUAACCCUGCGCCCUUAGGCGUUGAGCAGAACCUUGCAGCCUCCCAGUGUGCUAUGGGGGAAAACGUGGCCUGCUGCUUGGAGCAGGGCGCAGCGCCCCCUGGUGUCCCCUGGGUACCCAGCAAUGCCUCAGAGAAUUGUACCUCUGGGAGGAGGCUGGAAGGCCCUGAACCAGGGACCUUCUCAGAGAGAGGUCCUCCUCUUGAACCUAGGAGCCAAACGGUGACCGUGGACUUCUGCCAGGAAAUGACUGAUAAAUGUACAACUGAUGAACAGCCCAGAAAAGACUAUACCUAGUGACUCGACCUGCCUCCCCAGCUCUCACGCCUCUCCCAUCCAAGUGUUCCUCCAUCAGCCUGGGCGCUGUUCAUCUGUUGUCCCGAAGAACGAAGAACCAUUUGGUGCACACUACAGCAGUCUUAGCAGCAAUACUGUUUCUAAGUAUUCCCUCCUCUCUUCAAGCAGGAGUGGUUUAUAGUUACCUUUACAAUGGUGCUACCCCUUGCUCAGGCAAGGAAAGACAGCAGUGGCCACACUGUCUGUCUAUGGGUUAAUUUCAGUCUUAACAGGGAUAGACUAUAACACCUCUAGGACCCAACCACGGAUUUUUUUCUCAGUGGCCCAUGUCACAAACCCUAUCUCAGGAAUUUCUUCUGAAUGUUCAAUUUUUUUCAUUGAAGACAGCUUCUAUACACAUCAAAGUUUUAUAGCUAGACUGUACAUAUUAUAUAUAAUAUAUAUAAAAUAUAUAUAUAUAUAUAUCUCCAUAUGCAAAAGUCCUGCAUGCCUCCGUUUUCUCAUCCUAAAACUGGAAACUUCAUUUCUCAUUUAUGAACAGGUUCCAACAUUCCUCUUCUUUUGUAUUUGAUGCUAGAACUAGCUUGGGAACUGUUAACAUGGUCAUUUUUUCUUGCUUCCCAGUUCAAUUUCAAUUUGUACUUAUUUAUGGACAAAAUUCAAUGUUGGAAACAUUUUUGGGGGGCAGAGUUUUAUUUCAGAACUUUUUUGUUUGGUUUGGUUUGGUUUAGGCACCACCACAUGGUGUCCGUCAUUUGUGCAUUGUGGGUUGGGUUUUUUUGUUUGUUUUCUUGCAGAUACUGUACAGUAAUGGUCAACUUUGCCACUUGCACUGAGUUUUGGGUCAAACCUAUUUUCUUAAAUGAAGUUGUGACUUCAGUAUAACUCAAGUAUACUGUAUACUCUUUGCUUUUAGUUAAAAAGUAAAACUUUUUUAGCUAAUUAAAAAGCACUCAGGUGAUAAUUAUGUAGGAAAAAACAAUCUUGCCAAAUAACGAAUUCAUCCUAGGAUGUGUAGACAAUAAUCUGCUUGAAUAUUUUUAUAUUUCACCUCCUCCCCACCUUUCCCUAAGAAAGUUGAAAUGCAGACAAGGUCAGCGUUGAUGCUAGAUGCUCAGAUUCCUAAGUGGGGAGAGAAUUUGGACAUCUCACUCAAAAAUGCAUCAACAGAGCAGGAAUCCGUGAUUUUAUACCAGAACUCAGCAGGCAUUGGCUUCUAGAAAUCAAGUUAGAACUAUUUUCUCACCCAGGGAGUAAGGCCCAUUCAUGUCAACACUUCAUCAGGCCACUGCUUGCUCUUGGAAGUGUUGUGCAGUAGGACUUAUCUUGAAUGACUUAACUGACCAGCCACCCAACUUCCCUGCCCAGGAUCAACCUCCCAGAACAUCUCGCCUUAGGGAUUUGAAUCGAGGUUCCUCAGGUCCUGCCUUUAAGUGGUGGUCAUAGGUUGGUAGAGCUCACCCAGAGUAGGAAAGAGUAGGACAGAUGCAACCCUGAGGUCUGUCCCUGACACAUGCAAAAGCAUUUCUUUCUCCCUUCCUUCUCCACAUGUUUUGAGUUGAAUUCUGCGAUUUCUCCCCUGGUUUCUUGUCUGAAGGCAGAUUUCAUCCUGAGGCUUUGGGCAGGAGCCUUCCUACCCCCUUCCCUACAUACACUCACCCUACCUUCAGCUGUUGGUGAUUUUCUUCUCUUGCUGUAGUACUGGUUGGCUUGCAACCCAGCAAGAGCAGCUUCCCUUGGCCCCCCGGGCGUGUUUACAGGAAGGUGUGUCCCGGGAUUCUGCAGCAGGGAAUGAGAAAGAAUCAGCUCCCUUCCUGCACUGGUCCGUCUGGCUGCGCAGCCCACGGGCCCCUGCAGCCUGGCUGUGCAGGAGAGUCUUGAACGGUUUGAUGUGGGGAUGGGGUGGUGGGUAGUGGGGAUUAGAUGGUUGACUUUGUUUCUUUAUUUGUGCCAUUGUUUGGGCAAUAUUAAAGCUGCAUGUAAAAAAGGGGGAAAUUAGUACAUGAUGUAGGCAAAAAGUGAAAUCAUAGUAACAUAUGUUUUAGUAUUCUUAACUUUUUUCUAUACAAAAUAUUAGAGCUAAAUGUUUAAAUAGGUAUGAAUGCCAGAAAUUUGUUGGUUCAUACGGUAGGAUUUUUUUUUUAAAAAAAAAAAAAAAACGGCUUUUCUUUGAAAAUGAUUCCACUUUUAAAAUCUGCCUCUGGGUUUUCGUUUUUUCUCAUGGGUGGAUGGAUGUAUGUGUGUGUGUGCUUGUCUGAAACAGAUUUUGAUAAAGCUCUGUGUUCAAGAUAACGUUUUUAUUACAGUUGUUGGAAUGUCUUGGCCUAGUACAACAGUUCUGGGCUUCACCAUAAGGUUUGCCUUUGUGGAAAACUGGUGACAGCUAGAAUUUAAAAUUCAAUGUGAAUCACAUGAUACUUCAUAGGCAUGUGUUAUGGUGGAGGAGUCAGCCAACAGUAUUUUGUUUUUUAACUAUUUUGUUGCCUUUUGUAAGCGACCUCUGCUCUCCUUCUUUAAAGAGGAAUGUUUUCUGUUCACAUACUAACCAGGUCCAAACCAGCUUCUUGGCCAUGAUUUACCCUGGUAACAAGUCGUGCAACUGGUAGUCUUGACCACAUUCCGUCCGUUUCCUCUAGUUUCUGUUGUUCAGUAUGCACACACCUUGUGCUGCUGUGAUUUCCGAGCGGGGAGGGACCUCUUUAUUUCUCUCCACCCUAACGCAGCCCACAUCCUCCUCCUACCAACCCUUGCUUUUCUUCCUCAUCCCCAACCACACCCCUGCCGUGAGAACUGGUUAAAAACACCGCUCUAAAAACUGUCUUUCGAGUUCUUAGAGGUUUUUUAAAAGUUAUUAUUUCAUUCAUUAUCUGCCAUGAACAGUGACUGGCUUUGUGCAAUUGCUUAUGUGACAUGUCUGUGUCUUUUACCACUUGGAACCAUGUGCUUGUCAGAAUUAUCUCCAGGCUGAUUCAAAGGGAUGACUAGCUGGGGACCAGGAUCCAAAUUGCCUCAAGUAGAAUUUAAAAACCCAGUCUGUCUCCUUUCCCUGAGAUCCCUUAGUCAACCCCAUGUCUUUUAUGAAAAGGAAAAGCAGGUUAACAGCAAAGAAUAUUUGCACAGGACAGUGACAUUUAGUUGUGUUUUUAAGGGUCCUUCUAUUCAAAAUGGAGCCCUGGUGGCCCAGCGGUUAAGAGCUACCUCUGCUAACCCAAAGGUCGGCAGUUCAAAUCCACCAGCUGCUCCUCAGAAACCCUGUGGGGCGUUCUGCUCUGUCCUAUAGGGCUGCUAUGAGUCAGAAUCGACUCAACAGCAAUGAGUCUUUUUUUAUUUUCCGUGCAAAAUAGAGGACCCUCUAACCCUGGACUUCUUAGGGGGAUCCCAGUGACAGAGAGACAGUGGAGGUGGCUCUGUGAUUAGUUAACAUCCCACCUGAAUGUCAUCCUCCCCUUGGAUCUGCCUUUGGUCUACUCCUGUGUCCAGACACCCUCACUUCAUUCAGGUCUGUCAGGCUUUGGGCAGGUGAGUACUUUGCUGUCUGUGUUUGUUUCUCUGCGUUAUCUGGGGGUGCCUUGAAUAAAAUCAAACUUCAUACUGAUUCUGGAACAAAAUAGUUGCAAAGAGGCAAAAAAAAAAAAAAGGCUGACAAA
Messenger RNA from Loxodonta africana (African savanna elephant), 30963 nucleotides. RefSeq names its product BTB domain and CNC homolog 2 (gene BACH2). The record is from RefSeq and is a predicted model, not a curated record. Gene Ontology annotation, molecular function: RNA polymerase II cis-regulatory region sequence-specific DNA binding; protein binding; DNA-binding transcription factor activity, RNA polymerase II-specific. Lineage: Eukaryota; Metazoa; Chordata; Mammalia; Proboscidea; Elephantidae. The coding region runs from base 24785 to 27316 and encodes 843 amino acids. The transcript has 6 exons. Gene Ontology annotation, biological process: regulation of transcription by RNA polymerase II.